Molecule: messenger RNA, 546 nt
Organism: Klebsormidium nitens
Lineage: Eukaryota; Viridiplantae; Streptophyta; Klebsormidiophyceae; Klebsormidiales; Klebsormidiaceae
Source: the annotation of a GenBank genome assembly
AUGGCGCUUCUGAGGCUCCUCCUGGGAAUGGCUCUGCUCGUGGCAGCAGCGGCUCAGGGCACGCCCCCCCACUCGAUCGUGGUGAACGGCGUCACGCAGUCGUGGCAGACCGUCGGCGGCGUAACGCAGUACUCGUUCAGCACUGCGGACGGUUACCUCUGCCAGACGGACCCCAACAUGCAGUGGGGCUGCCUGCUCAACGGCGUCAUCGUGCUGGAAAUCCCGGUGGCCAUUCUUCCCAUCAGUGGGCUGGUCUGCAUUCCGUUCGGCGCGCCCACCCCCGCUCCCACCUCUCCGGCUCCGGUCACUUCCACCCCGGUCCCUUCCUCCGACGUCCCUACAGAAACGCCCAGUACACCGGUACCAACCGUUCCAACCCCGCCCAAUACCCCCAACCCCAGUAGCAGUGAGCCAAUCACACCUGGGCCCAGUACCGUUUUCCCGGUGCCCCCAUCGUCGCCCGGUUUGACACUGCCCCCGGUUUCCAUCGACGGCUCGACCGCGGUCUCGGUUGGGGGUGUGGUCAUCGGGCCGCACUCCCCUUGA